This is a messenger RNA of Enhydra lutris kenyoni (northern sea otter), 1506 nucleotides long. Its product is annotated as solute carrier family 16 member 8. The coding region runs from base 1 to 1506 and encodes 501 amino acids. The record is from RefSeq and is a predicted model, not a curated record. Gene Ontology annotation, cellular component: membrane. The transcript has 4 exons. Gene Ontology annotation, biological process: monocarboxylic acid transport; transmembrane transport. Gene Ontology annotation, molecular function: monocarboxylic acid transmembrane transporter activity. NCBI's taxonomy places the organism in Eukaryota, Metazoa, Chordata, Mammalia, Carnivora, Mustelidae.
AUGGGCGCUGGCGGCCCCCGGCGGGGCGCGGGACCCCCAGACGGUGGCUGGGGCUGGGCCGUGCUGGGCGCCUGCUUCGUGGUCACCGGUUUCGCCUACGGCUUCCCCAAGGCCGUGAGCGUCUUCUUCCGCGCGCUUAUGCGCGACUUCGGCGCGGGCUACAGCGACACGGCCUGGGUGUCCUCCAUCAUGCUCGCCAUGCUCUACGGCACCGGUCCGGUCUCCAGCAUCCUCGUGACCCGCUUUGGCUGUCGUCCCGUGAUGCUGGUGGGUGGGCUGCUGGCCUCGGCGGGCAUGGUCCUGGCAUCCUUCGCCACGCGCCUCCUGGAGCUGUACCUGACCGCCGGGGUGCUCACAGGCCUGGGCUUGGCCCUCAACUUCCAGCCGUCGCUCAUCAUGCUGGGGCUGUACUUCGAGCGGCGGCGGCCCCUGGCCAACGGGCUGGCUGCGGCGGGCAGCCCGGUGUUCCUGUCGGCGCUGUCGCCGCUGGGCCAGCAGCUGCUCGAGCACUUCGGCUGGCGCGGCGGCUUCCUGCUGCUCGGCGGUCUCCUGCUGCACUGCUGCGCGUGCGGCGCCGUCAUGCGCCCGCCGCCGCCGGGGCCCGGCCCGCGACUUCGCCGGGACAGCGCGGACGACGCUCCGGGGGACGCGGAGGCGGAGCGCGGGGGGCUGCGGCUGCGCGAGGCGCCCCCUGGCGGUCGUCCCCGUCGGCGCCUGCUGGACGUGGCCGUGUGCGCCGACCGCGCCUUCGGGGUGUACGCCGUCACCAAGUUCCUGAUGGCGCUCGGGCUCUUCGUGCCCGCCAUCCUGCUGGUGAACUACGCCAAGGACGCGGGCGUGCCGGACGCCGACGCCGCCUUCCUGCUGUCCAUCGUGGGCUUCGUCGACAUCGUGGCACGGCCGGCGUGCGGGGCCCUGGCGGGCCUGGCGCGCCUACGACCCCAUGUCGCCUACCUCUUCAGCCUGGCGCUGAUGGCCAACGGGCUCACGGACCUGAGCAGCGCGCGCGCGCGCUCCUACGGCGCCCUCGUCGCCUUCUGCGUCGCCUUCGGCCUCUCGUAUGGCAUGGUGGGCGCGCUGCAGUUCGAGGUGCUCAUGGCAGCCGUGGGUUCGCACCGCUUCCCCAGUGCGCUGGGCCUGGUGCUGCUGGUCGAGGCCGUGGCUGUGCUCAUUGGACCGCCCUCUGCUGGCCGCCUGGUGGAUGCCCUGAAGAACUACGAGAUCAUCUUCUACCUGGCUGGCUCUGAGGUGGUCCUGGCCGGGGUCUUCAUGGCUGUCGCCACCAGCUGUUGCCUGCGCCGCUCUCGGAACCCCCAGCCCAGCCAAGGCACCGAGGGCGAGGCCAGCGACACCGAGGAUGCUGAGGCCAAAGGGGACUCUGGGGCUCUGCCCACUGGGGCUGAGGAGCCUGGCAGCCUCAAAGCCUGGGAGGUGCCAAGCCCCGGGGCUGGGCCCACGGAACCAGAGGUAGAGGCAGAGCCAGGGCUGGACCCCAAGUCUGUAUAG